This is a messenger RNA of Solanum tuberosum (potato), 1778 nucleotides long. RefSeq lists its product as uncharacterized. The record is from RefSeq and is a predicted model, not a curated record. The coding region runs from base 114 to 1541 and encodes 475 amino acids. Lineage: Eukaryota; Viridiplantae; Streptophyta; Magnoliopsida; Solanales; Solanaceae. The transcript has 2 exons. Gene Ontology annotation, molecular function: glycosyltransferase activity.
UACCUAUGUUUUAUGUCAGCUGGUUUUUUAUAUAAUAUAAGAUUAACUUUCAAUCUUGACACUUAAUUUGCUCCUCAAAACCAGAGAAAUAGUAUUUUGAUGCUUCUAACUCAAUGAAAAUGGAACAUCAUCUCAAAUCGUGCACUCGAAACAAGAACAAAUUGUUGACAAUCAAAUUCAUCACUAUCUCCUUUUUCACCUUGUUUCUAGUUGUCAUCCUUUUCCAUAUCCAGUAUUCAUCCCCUUUUGAUUUCUCCUUAUCAGCAAGGUCCCAAACUCGACGAGCUUCUCUUUUCCAAGAGAAUUACUCUAAUGUCAUUGAAAUGAUGACUGCAAAACUCAAACAUUCUGUCACUUUCCUCCCACUCCAAGACUCUAGAUUUAGAGAAACAGCUACAACAGGACACACUUGGUUUAUGAGCUCUUUGAAUGAUACACGCGAGGAAAAUGAAGCAGAAUACUUGUAUUUCCCUUCUAAGGCAUCUAAAGGACGGCUUCUUUGCUUUAAGGGACGGGAUAUGAAGGAUGGAACGAAGAAUUCAUAUGCUUUGGCAUGGCGAGAAAGUCUUCCAGACUCUGCUAUUCUAUUGGAAGGACUAACAUUUGUAUCGUAUACAUAUUAUGAUCACACAAAUUUGUGGCAUGGGUUAUGUGCAGUGGCUCCUUUUGUUAGAUGGUCAAUGAAAAAUGAAUGUUUGAGGCCAGAAAGAUGGGUGCUAUUCCAUUGGGGAGAACUGAGAUUAAGAAUGGGAUCAUGGAUUCAACAACUUCUGCAAACGAAUUUCGGUGAAGUUAAGGUGGAAGGAUUUGAUAGAGGAGAUAAUGUACCUUACUGUUUUGAGAAAGCAGUUGUGAUGAGGCAUGAGAUGAGUCAAAUGGGACAGGAGAAUAAGCUGAAGACGUUCAACUUGUUGCGUUGCAAGGCUAGGAGUUACUGUGGCAUUAAUCCUGCAGGCAAAGGUAGAGAGAUUAAUGAAAGAGGAUUUCCAAUUAUAAGACUUACUCUCCUGAUGAGAAGAGGUUCCCGGUCAUUCAAGAAUGCAACUGUUGUGACUGAUAUAUUUUCAAAGGAAUGUGCCCGAGUUGAAGGCUGCAUUCUGCACGUAGUCCAGUCAGACGAUCUAUCUUUCUGCGACCAGGUGAAAGUGCUGACCAACACUGACAUUGUUGCAUCUCCGUGUGGAGCACAGUUAACGAAUAUGCUCUUCAUGGACCGUGAGAGCAGUGUGAUGGAAUUCUACCCAAAAGGAUGGUUAGAGUAUGCUGGCUCAGGCCAAUAUGCUUACCACUGGAUGGCGAAUCAAUCUGGGAUGAAACAUCAGGGUGCAUGGUGGGAUCCAGUAGGCGAGGAGUGUCCAUCCCCCCAAGAUCAGUGGCAGUGUUUUUCUUUUCAUAAAGAUGGCAUGGUUGGACACAACGAGACCUAUUUUGCAGAAUGGGCUAGAAGAGUCAUCGAUCAAGUAAGGCUAAUGAAGCAGGAGCAAGCCUCUGCAUAUCAAGCAAACAAGCAACAACAUGAUUCAAAAGCAUGUGUUUGCUAGCCUUGUUCAUGUAUUAGCACCUUUAGUAGUAGAGUUUAUAAGAGUUACAAUCAAAUGCAUAAACUGUUUUGCCAGACAUCAUUAGCAAAACAGGCUCCUGUUUUAAGAAAUGAAAUAUUGAACAAUCUCCAUUGCACAAUAAUCACUUUAUUCUUAGAUACACACACAGUAAUCAUUGUCAUAUAGCAAGUAUUAUAAUGAAAAAAGGAUAAACUAAUAGAAACCUCAGUGCCCUCU